This is a messenger RNA of Entelurus aequoreus (snake pipefish), 6255 nucleotides long. It is a transcript of the gene lhx9, whose product is annotated as LIM homeobox 9. The transcript has 5 exons. NCBI's taxonomy places the organism in Eukaryota, Metazoa, Chordata, Actinopteri, Syngnathiformes, Syngnathidae. The coding region runs from base 858 to 2063 and encodes 401 amino acids. The record is from RefSeq and is a predicted model, not a curated record. Gene Ontology annotation, molecular function: RNA polymerase II transcription regulatory region sequence-specific DNA binding; DNA-binding transcription factor activity, RNA polymerase II-specific. Gene Ontology annotation, cellular component: nucleus. Gene Ontology annotation, biological process: neuron differentiation; regulation of transcription by RNA polymerase II.
UUUCUUUUAAACGGCUAACAAAAUUAAUAAAUGCAUCGAAAUAAUGUAAUAAAAGGAAUUAUGUUCAGUCGUAACAUGCACGAUAAUAUGUCUUGUAAAAUAGUUUUCUAAAUACACAAAAAGCCACGCCCACUAUAACCUAACAAUAAUCGCGGCCACGCCCCCUUUAGUCAAAAUAUGUAUUAAAAAUAAACGGUGCUAAAUUAAUUGAACACAUAUUUAAACGUAUAUUUUGGUGUAAAUAAGUGAAUGUUUUUUAAGAAAAGAAAACUUUGUUGGGCAAUGGAAAUGAUUGUGAGAAAGAGAAAGAGAAAGAGAGAGAGAGAGAGAGAGAGAAAGAGAGAGGGAGAGAGAGAGAGAUGGGGAACUCCUCCUACCAAAUUAUUCACACUGGGCAGGCUUUGCUUUUCUUCACAAAUAGGACACACUUCUCAAAGCCAGGCAGUCCCAGUCUGACCUCCAAACACCAAGGAACCCAACUUUGGGAAGAGAAAAAAAAAAAAAUUAGCUUCAUUAUUUUGGGCUGUUUAGGCCAGCCUCCUCCUUGACUCCAUCACUCGUUUUGGACUAUUUACCUUUUUUUUUUUUUUUUUUUUUGAUCCGGAGGAGAGACAUCUGCAGACCAGGACCACCAACAAGAAGGUCCUCACGUCUGCUGCACCCAUGCUGUAGUUUUUGCUUCUCUUUUUGCUUCCAGUCGCCAUUUGCAGACUGAGUUUCUGCAGGGGGUUUUUGGCUCCCCCGCCCCAGUCCCCGGCGCCACCCCCUUCCUCCCCGGCGCUUGCAGCGGCCCACCGCGGGCCCACACUCGGAUGCGCUGAGCCGAGCCUGCACCGUACGGUCCACGCAGGCGGUGUAUGGAAGUGGUGGGCUGCAAGGCAGAGGCGGCCAGUUGCAAGUUGCGUCCGGCACCGGGAGCCAUGCUUUUCCACGGGAUCUCCGGGGAUCACAUCCAAGGGAUCAUGGAGGAGAUGGAGAGACGGUCCAAGUCGGAGUCUCGCCUAGCCAAGAGCAUGCAGCUCAACGGGAGAGAGACGACCAUGCCCUCCAUGAGCCCGGAGAAGCCCGCACUGUGUGCCGGCUGUGGGGGCAAGAUCUCGGACAGAUACUACCUCCUGGCCGUGGACAAGCAGUGGCACUUGCGCUGUCUCAAAUGCUGUGAAUGUAAACUCGCGCUGGAAUCGGAGCUAACGUGUUUUGCAAAGGACGGGAGCAUCUACUGCAAGGAGGAUUACUACAGAAGGUUCUCGGUGCAGAGGUGCGCGCGCUGCCACUUGGGGAUUUCCGCCUCGGAGAUGGUGAUGCGCGCGAGAGACUCUGUGUACCACCUGAGCUGCUUCACGUGCACCACGUGCAACAAGACCCUCACCACCGGCGACCACUUCGGCAUGAAGGACAGCCUCGUCUACUGCCGCCUCCACUUCGAGAGCCUGGUGCAGGGAGCAGACUACCACCCCCAGCUCAACUUCGCCGAGCUGGCGGCCAAGGGCGGCGGCCUGGGCCUGCCCUACUUCAACGGCACCGGCACCGGCACGGCGCAGAAGGGCCGACCGCGGAAGAGGAAGAGCCCCGCCAUGGGCUUGGAUUUACCCAGCUACAACACGGGCUGCAACGAGAACGACACGGACCAUUUGGACCGGGACCAGCAGGCCUACCCGCCGACACAGAAGACCAAGCGCAUGCGGACCUCCUUCAAGCACCACCAGCUGCGGACAAUGAAAUCAUACUUUGCCAUCAACCACAACCCGGACGCUAAGGACCUAAAGCAGCUGGCCCAGAAGACGGGCCUGACUAAGAGAGUUCUGCAGGUUUGGUUCCAAAACGCGAGAGCCAAAUUCAGAAGGAACGUUUUACGACAGGAGAACGGAGGUGUUGAUAAGGCUGACGGCACCUCGCUCCCUCCGCCCUCAUCCGACAGUGGGGCCCUGACCCCCCCCUCCAGCGCGGCCACACUAACAGACCUGACAAACCCCUCGAUUACUGUAGUGACGUCCGUCACCUCUAGUUUGGACAGCCACGACUCGGGGAGCCCCUCACAAACUACCUUGACAAACCUUUUCUAACAAGCGAGCAGACUGCUUUCAUUUUUGCCUUUUUUUCUUUUCUUUCUUCUUCAUUUUUCCCUGAUUGACACCUUUAAAACAAGCGCAGGCGGCACCGUGGAAGACAGCGUGCCGUACUGUUUUCACGCAAACAGGAAGAACAACAAGAAGACCACAAUUUCAAAACAAAAUGUGUAGCAUUUGACAACAGUUUGCAGCGACUGACUUUGGAAAGGACUUAAAACAAACGUUGGAAGAACAAUAACUCAAAACCUGGAAAGUAGUAUCCUUUAUUUGUACAUUUGUAUUGAUUAUGAUCAAUUGAGCCCUUCUUGGUUAAUUGGUGACUUUUGCUCUCGGAAACCUGUACUUGUAUGCACUGUGUUGGCACUAAUUAGAUUUUCUUAAUGUCAUUGGGAAACAAACUUGUAGAAUGUUCUGUAUAGGAAUCGAUCCACUAAACAGGCUUUAAUUCUCUUUUUGAAUGUCCAAUCCCGCCAAGAUCCCAAUAGGAUUCAUCACACGACCGAACUUUCGUACUCGAUUGCCACGAUUUUUGGAACGAUCUUACAUUCUGGUACGGUAAUAACGUUCACAUUAUGACUGAAGAGCGGAUUAUGUCAUCCAGGGGUGUCCAAACUCUUUCCAGCCAGGGUCGCAUCAGAAAGAUUCAAUGAUUUUGAUACAUUUUUUACAUUACAGAUGCUAACAUAUAUUGAGUGUAGGCCAAUAUAUAUUAGCUUUGUGUUAUAGCGCUCAACGUUUGUAUUGGAAAAUAAGAGAAAUUACCCUUAAUUAUUUGCUACAUCAACAUCUUAGCUUUGUUUUAGAGCAGUGGUUGUCAAACUUUUUUCACAAAAGUACCACCUCAGAAAACCAUAAUGACCAACAUUAAAACACAGGGGCGUAGUAGGCGUAAGUGUUCAUUAAAAACAAGGCAUAGGUUUUAUUUAACAAGUGUAUUUAAUAUUUUUGGCCACUGUAACAUUACACACAGUUUAAAGAGUAACACUGUGUUUGAAUAUAUAAGAAAAGAAAACACUGUUUAAUUAUAAUUAAUUAAGUGAUUCUUUGGGCGUACCACUAGAUGGAGCCUGUAUACCACUAGUGGUAUCCGUACCACCGUUUGAGAAUCACUGUUUUAGAGGAUUACCUGUCAACCUUUUGCGUUUGUAAAAAAAAAAAGGGAUAUUUCCCAGCAUUUUCGGUCUUUUUUCAUCAGCAUUCCCUCGGGAUGCAAAUAUAUACUGUAUGCUACUCCGUCAUCUUAGCUUUAUGUUGUAGACAUACCUGUCAUCCUUGGCAUUUUCUAAUAUUAGCUACAAAAGAAUGGGAAAUUAAAGAAUUGUCUCAUAAUGUUAGAAUACAUGCUACAUCGACAUACCUGUUAAUAUUUGCAUUGGAAAAUGAGGCCAGAACAUUUGGCAAAUUUUCUUGAAAAAUAAAUAUAAUAAUAAGAAUAAUAUCUUAAUAAUAGCUUUGUUUCAGAGGCAUAUCUGUGAACAUUUCUAUUUGUAAAUAAAGGCCAUUUUCCAGAAAACAAUUAAAUUACCAGAAAAUUUGGCAAAUUUUCUUUGAAAAAAGGGGAAAAUUAGGGAAAUUGCAAAUCCCCUGGGACUAAAUAUCUGCUAUAUUAACAUUUUAGCUAUGUUUUUUUAAGCAUAUCUGUCAACAUUUCUAUUUGUAAGAAAAAAAGGAAAUUUUCCAGAAAAAACUAAACAAACUAACUGAACAUUUGCCAAAUUUUCCUCCCCAAAAAGGAAAGAAAAAACAGGGAAAUUGUAUGUAUAUAUAUGCUAUAUUGACAUUGUAGGUUGUGUUAUAGAUACAGUAUAUCUGUCAACAUUUGCAUUCGUAAAUAAGGCCAAUAUUCCAGAAAGUAAGACAAAAUUACCAGGGGAAUGAGAAAGUUAGACUAUGGGAAAUUUACGGGAAACUAUUGAAACAAAAUAAGGAAACAUUUUCAGAAAUUAAGGGAACUUGUCCACCAUCAACCCCCCUGUGAUAUAAAAAUAUCUGCUACAUGGACAUCUUUCUUUUCUUUUAACAUUUGCAUUCGUAAAAAAAAGGAACAUUUCCAGGAAAUAAGGGACAUAUUUCCAGGAAAUUGUGAUACUAAUAAAUUAGAUUCAUAUAGUGCUUUUCUAGACACUCAAAGUGCUUCACAGAGAAGUGAGAAGCCAUCACUCCUUGACUGUACAUUCACACCUUGUUGAUGGUAAGCUACAUUUGUAGCCACAGCUUUCCUGGGGUAGACUGAAGGAUGUUUAUGUUGAAAACGGAAAAUAAAGAGUUUUGGGUGGUGAAAGUUAGAUUUUGGGAAAUUUACGGGAAACUAUACAAACAAAAUAAGGGACAUCUUACGGAAAAAUAAGGGAAAUUUCACGAGGAAUAAGGGACAUUUCUACGAAAAAUAGGGGAAAUAUAACGGAAAAUAAGGUAAAUAGGGACGGCGUGGCGAAGUUGGUAGAGUGGCUGUGCCAGCAAUCGGAGUGUUGCUGGUUACUGGGGUUCAAUUCCCACCUUCUACCUUCCUAGUCACGUCCGUUGUGUCCUUGGGCAAGACACUUCACCCUUGCCUCUGAUGGCUGCUGGUUAGCGCCUUGCAUGGCAGCUCCCUCCAUCAGUGUGUGAAUGUGUGUGUGAAUGGGUAAAUGUGGAAAUACUGUCAAAGCGCUUUGAGUACCUUGAAGGUAGAAAAGCGCUAUACAAGUAUAACCCAUUUAUCAUUAUUUAUUUAUAAAUAUGACUGAAAAUAAGAUACAUUUUAUAGGAAAAAGGGGACUUUUUUACAGGAAAUAAGGGAAAUUGCCCAAAAUCAAGCUCUUCUGUGACAUAAAAUAUCUGCAAGAUUGACAUCUUUGCUUUUUAUAUCUGUUAAUAUUUGUACAAGUAAAACAUGUACUUUUUGGUGGAAAAAAGGUAAAUUAUUUGAGAAAAAAUUUCCCACCAUCAGACAAUUUUUAUUGUGUGUUUGUGGAGGAGGGGACAAUGAAAAAUUUAUGAGAAACUACUUCAACAAAAUAAUUAUUUGUCUUUUCCAUCAUCGGAGAGGUUUUGUUUGGAGUCAGAGCCGUGCCACUAGUGAUACGUGGGCACCUUUAGUGGUAUGCCAAAGAAUCACUCAUUAAAUUUAUAACACAGUGUUACUGUUCAAACCGUUUGUAAUGUUACAGUGGCCAAAAUAUUAAAUUUACUUGUUAAAUAAAACCUCUGACUUGUUUUUUAUGAAUACUUGGGCCUACCACGCGACAGUAUUUUAAUGUUGGUCAAUAUGGUGGUAUAUGGAGAGCACAAAUUUUUCUGAGGUGGUACUUGGUGAAAAAAGUCUGAUCUUAAAAUAAGGGAAAUUGUUUGAAAAAGUGAAAUUGUAGUCUUUUCUACCAUCGGAAAUCAUUUUUUUUUAGAGGGAUCAGACUUAAAAUAUGGGGAAUUUAUGGGAAAGUAAACAAAAUAAGGGACAUUUUCCGGGAAAUAAGGAAAAUGCAUUAUUUUCCACCAUAGGGGAGGAUUUUAUUUUGGGAAAUAGACAGUAAACUAAACAGGAAGGUGCUGGGAAAAGACAAAAUCCGGUAGCAGGUAUUAUUUAUUAUUAUUAUAAUCAUGAAUUUUUUAUAUUUUUACAAGAUGCAAAAGAGAAAGAGGCCGCACUUUGGACACCCCUGAUGCAACCAACCGCCUCUUGAUGUUUUGUUGUCCUGCUCGAUGAAUCGCAGUAAACAAAGUAAACACAACGCCCCGUGAACAAGUGCAUUAUUGUUUUAUCGUGUUGCUCAGGGUGACGAUUUUUUUUUUUUCAAGGUAAAAAAAAAAAAAAAAAGCGUUGAAAUGAAGUGAGAUACGUCGGUGGACUUGUAAAGACAGGUGUCCAUGUUUUCACUGUAAUUUUAUUUGAAUGACACUUAUUACCAGACCAGACCAAAAAAAACAAAACAACAUACAAUUUUCCUCUGGCUGAAAGGUAGUAGGAAAAAGCAAAUUGUUCUGUCGUAGAACAAAGUGGUACUUAAGUCUACUUGAGGGAGUGGAUGCCUAACUCAGUUCUACUAUGUGCCUUAUGCGAGAACUUGGGAAAAGUUUGUGAAAUUCAGGAUUCUUCGUGUUCUUUGUUAACUGAUCCACACCCUUUGGACGCCUCACUAGUUUUGUACUGUUUUGCAUCUUAUUUUCAAAGAUCUUUUUAUGGUGUAUCCUGUUUGUGGCGGGUGGGUCU